Guillardia theta CCMP2712 is the source of this 1098-nucleotide messenger RNA. RefSeq lists its product as hypothetical. Lineage: Eukaryota; Cryptophyceae; Pyrenomonadales; Geminigeraceae. Gene Ontology annotation, molecular function: NAD binding; NADP binding; protein dimerization activity. Gene Ontology annotation, biological process: L-threonine biosynthetic process. Bases 1 to 1098 code for a protein of 365 amino acids. The transcript has 17 exons. The record is from RefSeq and is a predicted model, not a curated record.
AUGGUUGGUUCAGUGCUGCUGGAGAGGAUGAUGGAGGAGAAAGACUUUGACGGAUCCUUCGAAGCCACCUUCUUCACAACCUCCAAUGUUGGUGGUCAAGGACCCAACGUGGGACAAAGCAGCCCACCUCUCGUGGACGCGUUCAGCAUUGCUGACUUAUCCGCCAUGGAUGUCGUAGUUUCCUGCCAGGGAGGUGACUACACCAACGAAGUUCAUCCCAAGCUGCGUCAAUCUGGAUGGAAAGGAUACUGGAUCGAUGCUGCUUCUGCUUUGAGAAUGAAGGAUGAUGCCAUCAUCGUGCUGGAUCCUGUAAACCGGGCGAUGAUCGACAAAGGUCUUCAGGAUGGCAUCAGGGACUAUGUCGGUGGAAACUGUACAGUCUCACUCAUGCUGAUGGCGCUCGCGGGACUGUUCGAGAAGGGAUGGGUGGAGUGGAUGACCUCGAUGACGUAUCAAGCAGCGUCAGGAGCUGGUGCAAAGAACAUGAGGGAGCUGGUCCUGCAGAUGGAGAAGCUCGGGGCUGUGGAUCCUGCGUUGAAGAAUGAUCGCGCAAACAUCCUGGACCUCGACAGGGCCAUCACGAAGGUCUACCAGGAGGAUUCUUUCCCUAAGGAGAACUUCGGAGCCCCGCUGGCGGGAGCGCUUAUCCCAUGGAUCGACAAGGCCAUGGAGAACGGUCAAACCAAGGAGGAGUGGAAGGGGAUUGCAGAGACCAACAAGAUCCUCGGGACUUCACAGACUAUCCCGAUCGAUGGCCAGUGUGUCCGCAUCGGCGCCAUGCGCUGCCACAGCCAGGCCAUCACCAUCAAGCUCAAGCAAGAUGUCCCGAUGGACCAGAUCGAGGCUGCGAUCGCAUCGCACAACCAAUGGGUUCGCGUCAUCCCCAACACGAAGGAGAGCACCGUCGCCGAGCUCUCGCCAGCUGUCGUCAAUGGGAAGCUGAUUGUCCCGGUUGGAAGGCUGAGGAAGAUGACCCUGGGCCCGGAGUACUUGACUUGCUUCACGGUCGGAGAUCAGCUGUUGUGGGGAGCUGCUGAGCCUGUCAGAAGGAUGCUGAAGAUCGUUCUCUGCCACAUGGAAGGGAAGAGAUGGCAGUAA